This is a messenger RNA of Colletotrichum higginsianum IMI 349063, 624 nucleotides long. RefSeq lists its product as uncharacterized. The transcript has 3 exons. Bases 1 to 624 code for a protein of 207 amino acids. Lineage: Eukaryota; Fungi; Ascomycota; Sordariomycetes; Glomerellales; Glomerellaceae. The record is from RefSeq and is a predicted model, not a curated record.
AUGCCCCCCGAUGUUGAGGACAAACUCGAGCUUGAGCAUCCAACGACAGCCGUCGACCAUCAUCUCUCACUCUCAACACACACAAACACCUUUACUCGCUUCCGCCGAGCUACACACUUCUCGACUUCCGCCAUGAAGAUCAACGCCCCCUUUGUCAUCCUCGCCACGCAGCUGGCCGCCGUCUACGCAGGCUCUGGGGUAGCCGCUCGAACCGCGAUCGAGGAAGAGUGCGGCGCCCUCGGCGUCUUCAAAUACAACCCCUCCGACCUCCAGGCCAACGAGGACCCCUCCCGCUUCCGCAAGUGCAAGGAGCACCCCAUGUUUCUCGAGGGCGUCUUCCCCGGCCCGGGCGACAACUCCGCCGGCGACGGCGAGGUGGAGGACGGCGCGGCCGGCACGUCGCCGGUGGCCAGGUCCGAGCCUCUCGGCAACAUCCUGGCGAAGCGGGAGUGCCUGAAGCCCUCGGACGCCCAUGGUGCUGGCUGGCCUGGGAAGGCGGGAAGGGGGCCUGGAGAGGCUGCCAGUCGAACAAUGAUUGCAGGCCGCUCUCGGAAUCUGGUUGCGGACAGGGCGAUUACUGCGAAUCUUGUGGCUGCUCGUGCUGAUAGCCCUCUCGAGGGGUAG